AGGCCAAUGCAGGACCUAGAGCUCAGAAGCAGCCACUCGGCUCUCGUCUCUCUUUAGUGGACUGCAAACGGGAUGAACGCGCGCCUGGUUCCCUCUCUGAUCCUGCAUCUGUCCCACACCUUCGUGUCUGACCUGGAAAGUGCGCUUUCUCUCCGGCCACUGCUGCGGACAGAAAACAAGAAGACCAAAAAGAAGGACUUCGGCUCAAACAGUUCGAUCAUAUAGUUCUCGGACUUGCUGAACGCUGGUUAGUGAAAACGUACGCCAUGCUCACCUUCCUGAAGACUUUGCCCUGGAUUUUUGUGUUGUCUCUCAAUCUGGGAUGUGACGCUGAUCCGGGCCUGUCAGUAGACACAGGUGGUGUGGCUGAAGCACAGAGUGGAGCUGCACCUACAGCUGAAGGAUAUUUCUUGGAGUUCCAGGAGCCAGUCAACAACAUCACCCUCUUUCAGGGCCAGACAGCCACCCUUCACUGCAAAGUGGCAGGAAACCCUCGACCAUCCAUCCGCUGGCUGAAGAACGACGCCCCUGUAGUACAGGAGCAGGGACGCAUAACCAUCCGCAAGACGGAGGCAGGCUCAAAGCUCCGCAUCCAGGACCUGGACACAACAGACACAGGCUAUUAUCAGUGUGUUGCCUCUAACUCAUUCAAAGUCAUCUCUGCCACAGGUGUUCUUUAUGUCAAACUAGGACAGAUGCCCACACGAAGCCCAGCUGAACCGUCACGUGAGAAACAUUUCUGCCAGCCAUACCGAGGCAUUGCCUGCGCUCGUUUCAUUGGUAACCGAAGCAUCUAUGUUGAGUCUCUGCAGAUGCAAGGGGAGAGUGAAAACCGCAUCACAGCUGCCCUCACUAUGAUUGGAACAUCCACCCACCUAUCGGAUCAGUGCUCAGAGUUUGCCAUUCCAUCCUUCUGCUACUAUGUCUUCCCCCUGUGUGAUGAGGGAUCGCGGGGCCCGCGGCGCCGUCAGCUCUGUAGAGAUGAGUGUGAAGCUCUGGAGAAUGACCUUUGCCACGCCGAGUACACCAUUGCCAGAUCCAAUCCCAUGAUACUCAUGCAGCUUGAGCUCCCAAGCUGCCACCUGCUGCCACGGGCAGGCACACCCAAUGCAGCUUCUUGUAUGAGGAUUGGAGUGCCACCAGAAAAACUGGGUUCAUAUUCUCCCUCAGACCACAGCUGCUACAAUGGAAGUGGGGCUGACUACAGGGGCACAGUCAGCAUCACUAAAUCUGGUCACCACUGCCAGCCAUGGAGCGCUCAGUAUCCUCACAGUCACCACCUGUUCCAAGAGUACCCUGAGCUCCGGGAAAGCCACAACUUUUGUCGUAACCCAGGAGGCCAAAUGCAGGCCCCCUGGUGCUUCACCCUGGACCCUCAGGUCAGGGUGGACCUGUGUGACAUCCAGCCCUGCAAGCCUCCAGAAAACCCUAGGAAGGAGAUCCUAUUUAUUUUAAUCCCUGCAGUUGCCAUCCCAUUGGUUAUCGCUUGCCUCUUCUUUCUGGUUUGCAUGUGUCGCAAUAAGCAUAAGGCUUCAAUUGACACACCACCUCGCUGUCAUCUCAGCAGCUCACCCUCCCAGGACAUGGAGCUGUCUCUCCUAAAUCAUCACAAACAACAGGCCAAGCUGCGUGAGAUUAACAUGUCAGCCGUGCGAUUUAUGGAGGGGCUCGGUGAGGAUCGGUUCGGCAAGGUGUACAAGGGCCACCUAUAUGGCACAGUACCGGGUGAGCAGACCCAGGUGGUGGCCAUAAAAACUUUAAAGGACAAGGUAGAUUCUGCUCUUUGUGAGGAAUUUCGCCAUGAAGCCAUGCUCCGCUUCCAUCUGCAGCACCAAAAUAUUGUUUGUUUGCUUGGUGUGGUCACCAAAGAGCAGCCAAUGAGCAUGAUCUUCACCUAUUCCAGUCUUGGAGAUUUGCAUGAGUAUCUGGUAAUGCGUUCCCCUAACUCAGAUGUCGGGAGCUCAGAUGAUGACAAGACAAUCAAAUCCACACUUGAGCAGGCUGAUUUCCUCCAUGUUAUCACCCAGAUUGCUGCUGGAAUGGAGUACCUUUCCAGCCACCAGAUAGUCCAUAAAGACCUUGCUGCUCGAAAUAUUCUUGUCUUUGAAAAACUCUGCGUCAAAAUCCUGAAUCUGGGCCUGUUUAGAGAUGUUUAUUCUGCUGAUUAUUACAAUCUCAUGGGAACAAGUCCUUUCCCUAUUCGUUGGAUGUCCCCAGAAGCUAUUAUACAUGGCAAAUUCUCCACCGAGUCUGACAUCUGGUCUUAUGGAGUGUUGCUGUGGGAGACAUUUAGUUAUGGUCUUCAGCCAUAUUGUGGCUACUCUAACCAGGAUGUGAUUGACAUGGUGCACAGCCACCAGCUACUGCCCUGUCCAGAUGACUGCCCAGCCUGGAUUUACACCCUUAUGCUGGAGUGUUGGAGUGAAGCCCCAGCCAGGAGGCCUUCCUUCAAAGACAUCCAUGGACGUCUGCGCUCCUGGGAGAACCUGUCCAACUACAACGGCUCUGCUCAGACUUCUGGCACCAGUAAUAAUACGACCCAGACCAGCUCUCUUAGCACCAGCCCAGUUAGCAACCUUAGCAUAAAUACAACAAAUGCAUCAAGAUACACCAGCCCUAAAAAGAGCUCACCAUUUCAUCAGCCCCAAUUCAUGCCAAUAAAGGGUCAAAUACAUCGGCCAAUAGUACCCCCACAGCUCUACAUCCCCGUCAAUGGAUAUCAUCCCAUUCCAGCUUACCCAUACCUGCAGAACUUUUACCCCAUGCAAAUACCGAUGGCAAUGCCACACCAGCACCUGCAACAAAUUGUUACCAAAGCAGGUUCUCAACAUAGUGGCAGUGGAUCCACAUCUACAGGAUAUGUCACCACUGUUCCUUCCAACACUUCUGCUACAGAGAGAGCAGCAUUGUUAAAUGAGGACUCCAAGACCAAUGAUGAAGAGUUGGCUGACGGGGCAUCCGAGGAAGAACUAAACCAAAAUGAGGACUUGCCAGUGCCUGAAACAGAAUUGCUAGGUGACAGUGAGGUUCCUCAGACUGAAGAGUUGGUGAUCCACUUGUCUGAUACAUAAGUGAAGGACAGUAGAGCUGAAAUACUAUGUCAGCUGUGCUAUCUUGCCAAAAAUUCUAGAUUCAGAUAAAAUGAAGGGAGCCAUUUUUUAAACAGUGACUAAAUGUUUUAUAUAUUCUGCCCCAUGUUUGUACCUCUAAACCCCCUGUGUAAGUGAUUAAGCAAAAUUAAUUGUGCUAUUCCUCUUGAGACCUUGUUUUUUUUAUGUUGCCAUUUAGAAGAAGAGAUGUUCUUUCCGUUGCUGUGCAACACAAAACUUUUUCUUAACGUUAGAAAAGUAUUGUAGAGGUUGUCUUACAUUGAUUAUUUGCCUUCUCUAGUGCUCCUGGUGUUAUCAGCUUUUUCAUUUUUCAUGUGCCAGUGAGACAUUUUGACUGGGGUGCCAUAUGGAUGGUGUUCAUCCCUCCAAUGCCACCGUCAGACCUUGGAUGCCAUACCUCCCACCUACUAAUAGUUGCUGCUUGUUAAACAAAAGGUGAGAUGAUUCUUGAACUGCCUCUGUUCAUUGGAAUGAAAAGGGGUUUGAGGUAUUUGAUAACCCAGAAUUAAAAUGAUGUUUCUGUUGUGCUUAACAAGUGUUUUGCUUAACUGUAACUCUUGUAUUCCUUAUUGGCAUUUUUUAAAUAUGAUUAUUUUACUGUCUAUGAAUGCAGAACAACACGUUUAUGGUGAAUAGAAUUAAUUCAGGGUUGUUGUUUUUUCUAAACUAAGCAGUAUAUGGGUGAGGAUAAGACAUACUUUGAUCAAAGAAAACAACAGCAGAUCUUUUCAUCUUUGGAUCAGAGACAAGGUUUUUAUUCCAUAUUAUAUGUAUUCCAUGAAGUUGGUACUGCUAACAUCAACUUAGAUACCCACCUGUAUAGAUCUGUGAUUUACAUACUUUGGUUUUUCAUUACAGGAAAAGAUUGCUGAGCUUGGUGUUAGUCUUUUCCACCAAGUUUGCUUUGUUAAAGCUGUUUUCUGCUUACAACAUGUGAAUAUCAAAUAAA
Archocentrus centrarchus (flier cichlid) is the source of this 4059-nucleotide messenger RNA. RefSeq names its product receptor tyrosine kinase-like orphan receptor 2 (gene ror2). Gene Ontology annotation, biological process: multicellular organism development; positive regulation of kinase activity; protein phosphorylation. NCBI's taxonomy places the organism in Eukaryota, Metazoa, Chordata, Actinopteri, Cichliformes, Cichlidae. The coding region runs from base 267 to 3071 and encodes 934 amino acids. Gene Ontology annotation, molecular function: Wnt-protein binding; transmembrane receptor protein tyrosine kinase activity; ATP binding. The transcript is spliced from 9 exons. The record is from RefSeq and is a predicted model, not a curated record. Gene Ontology annotation, cellular component: plasma membrane; signaling receptor complex.